AUGCAGGAGACUUGGAUUGGAAAGCUCGGUUGGGAUGAGGAAGUCCCAAAACAAGUUGCCCAGCGUUGGAAAAGUUUUCGAAAUGAUCUCACACUUCUCUCGAAGUUAUCUGUUCCAAGAUGGUUAGGCCUUCUCCAGAACUCGUCGAUUGAAAUCCAUGGAUUCUCAGAUGAUUCUGUUCUCGCGAUGUCAGCUGUAGUCUCUCUCAAAAUCGUUAAUGGAGAUGAAGAGCCUCAGAUUUCUUUGGUCUGCGCUAAAACGACAGUAGCUCCUCUCAAACGGCUGACAAUCCCAAGGCUAGAUCUCACAGCUGCGGUUAUGCUUGCCAAACUCGUAAAGUACGUGAAAGGAGAGCUCAAUCUCUCGAACGCUCCGACGCUUUUAUGGACCGACUCCUCAGUCGCGCUUACGUGGAUCAACUCGCACCCGUCCAGAUGGAAACAGUUCGUGAGAAAUCGUGUCCAACUCAUACAAGAGACCUCACGAGCUCAAUGGAAACUUGUUCCUGGCAAGGAAAACCCAGCUGACUGCGCAUCUCGUGGACUAACAACAGCGCAGCUCUCUGCACAUGAACUCUGGUGGCACGGACCACCGUGGCUCAUGAAAAACUCAUCGUCGUGGCCAUCUCUAGAGCUUGUUUCAGUGACAACAGCAGAUCUUGAAGAGAAACCUGGUGUCUUUCUGAAGGUGAAGGUCCAGCGCAUAGAGAUUUGGGAUUUAGUUCAUCGCUAUUCUGCACUCAACAGAUUGCUUCGAAUUACGGCCAUCUGCCAAUGCGUCAUUGCUCGUCUCAGAAGAAUUCCUGGAUCAUCGUUAGCAACAGCUCUGAACCCUGGUGACAUCGAGCAGGCCCGACAGCUUUGGGUCAAGCUCACUCAGUCUGCGCAUUUUUCAGCUGAGCUUACGACCUUGUCCAGAGGGCAACGUCUCAGUUCGUCUCACUCGCUCACUCGAUUGACAGCGUUCCUGGACCACCGGGGAGUUCUACGCGUUGGAGGGCGCCUGAAAUUUGCUCAGCUUGACUGCGAAAAUAAGCAUCAGAUCAUCGUACCUCGGGAUUCGCAGUUCGCUCAGCUCAUCAUUCGGGAUGCCCAUCUCCGGACUCUGCAUGGAAGACCGCAGCUGACUCUCGGUCAACUCAGAAGGUCUUACUGGAUCCUCGGAGGAAGAGCCCCGGUAAGAUCAUUCAUCCUGAGGUGCGUUCCAUGCGCCAGGCAGCGAGGGAUCAAAGCUCAACAGCUCAUGGGCCAGCUCCCAGUUGCUCGUCUCACAUCUGGCCGAGCGUUCCUCAACACUGGAGUUGACUACGCCGGACCAGUGUCUCUCCGCUCGUGGAAGGGGCGUGGUCAUUAG
Molecule: messenger RNA, 1353 nt
Organism: Diachasma alloeum
Lineage: Eukaryota; Metazoa; Arthropoda; Insecta; Hymenoptera; Braconidae
Exons: 1
Coding region: 1-1353 (450 amino acids)
Source: RefSeq, a predicted model, not a curated record